This is a messenger RNA of Aspergillus versicolor CBS 583.65, 1017 nucleotides long. RefSeq lists its product as uncharacterized. NCBI's taxonomy places the organism in Eukaryota, Fungi, Ascomycota, Eurotiomycetes, Eurotiales, Aspergillaceae. The transcript has 2 exons. The coding region runs from base 1 to 1017 and encodes 338 amino acids. The record is from RefSeq and is a predicted model, not a curated record.
AUGAAUAGGCAGUCGAGGAAUAAUGCAGGUGCAUGUCUUGCUGCAUCAAGGCCGACCAAUCCGGUAUGCCCCACGUCCCAGCUCCUGGGUCAUUUUGUUUCUAAACGCGCCGUGUCAAAAAUUAACUUUGGUACUCUUUUUUUUUUGACGUUGCAGGCCGACAUCAUCGAACGCAAAUCCUCGGGAUUUGGCACAGGUCAGACCCGGCCGUCUGCGACAUCGGCCCGGGGUCACAGACAAAGUGCUGCCAUCGAGUCUCCGUGGGCAUCACAGGAGAGCAUUCAAUCCUCAGUACACAGUCUCCGCCGCAAUCCAGAGAGCAAUUACUACCGACAACAUGCAGGUCGCGUAUCUCGACGAGUGUCGGUGCUAGAUGACACCCCGAAGUCAUACUGUCGGUCCAAACUGGAACGCCCAAACUCGCGAAGUCGCAGGUUCCUCGACAAGAUGAGAGAAAAGAUCCAGAUUCCGGUCGUCUUGUCUGGUUAUGGGAAUGAGCCGCCGGACAUUAUUCCAGGCCGUGAUAGGGGCUUCUUCCUCCCAUCUCGAGCGCUUUUCCAAGCAGAGAGCCGCCGUGAUCGACACCCCAUGCAAGAAUUUACCUGCGCUAUCCAAGUUUUGCCGAGUCUACUGCACGAUUCUCGGCGUGUUGGGAGCGGUUAUAAAACAUGGUCAUUGGCUGUGGAUCAGUUUUCCCCAGAUUUGGAGAAUCGUGUUUGGGUCGACGUCGACCAUGUGAGCGACCAACGUCCGAGGCACGUGUUGGCGCGACGUGCUGUCCCCCGGGUCCCCAAACAAUCCAUCCAUACUCUAUCAGCCAGCUUCUCAGGAACGCCCCGGGAACUACAGAUGCAAGGGACCAGCAAGCUCUUUGCUCAGCUCAGAAAUGAGACGCUACUGACAAGGCCACCAUGGCCCUCGGAGCUCACAGGUUUUUUUGUAAGAAUCACGCGGCGUCGGAAUCCCCCGACGCCACCAUGUUUUGAGGAUGUCAUGUUGGCCAUUUCAAGGCAAUGA